AUGCCCGUCGAUACUCGGCAGACGGAUACGCCGCACUCGUGUCCGAAUGAGGCGGCCCCCACCGGGCCCAACUCGGCAAUUGGCCUCGUCGACGAAGAUGAAGUCGUCGACGAAACCACAGCUCUGCUCCGGACGAAGACAUCCGGAACGAUCAAUGGAUCUUUGCUGGAUUCUCAGACUGACGCGUCGCAGGGGGACGAGCCACACGCAGAGGAUAGACCACUGCCGAAGACUCAGGUAUUGUUGCUCUGCUUUGCGCGGGUAAUUGAACCGUUGGCAUUCUUCUCCAUCUUCCCAUAUGUGAACCAAAUGGUCCAGGAGAAUGGCUCAAUCAAGGACACGGACGUUGGAUUCUAUAGCGGUCUGAUCGAAUCAUUGUUCUCAUUGACACAGGCCAUUGUGAUGAUCUAUUGGGGUCGAGCAGCGGAUCGGAUUGGCCGCAAGCCCGUCUUGGUGUAUUCCUUGUUCGGGGUCACGCUUGCUACAGGACUGUUCGGCUUCGCAAAGACGAUACCGCAGAUGAUCCUCUUCCGAUGCAUUGCGGGCGUCUUUGCUGGAACCAUUGUGACGAUUCGCACCAUGGUUGCCGAGCAUAGUACGUCCAAGACCCAGGCGCGAGCUUUCAGCUGGUUUGCUUUCAGUGGGAACUUGGGGAUCUUCCUCGGUCCAUUGAUGGGAGGAGCUCUAGCUGAGCCUGCCACUCAGUAUCCCGGAGUUUUUGGCGGUGUGAAGUUCCUGGAGAAAUACCCCUAUGCAUUGUCCAGUUUAGUGGUGGCUCUCGUUGGUGGCAUGGCCGCCAUCAUCAGUGCAGUCUUUAUCGAAGAGACUUUGAAAAAGGAGCCGCUCAUCGCGAAUGAGGCAGAAGACGGAGAAGCCGGACAGCAAACCCCAUCAAAUCGCCGUUACACUCUCACGACUCGGGAGCUGAUCAAAUCACCCGGCGUCGGCAUGGUUCUCUACGUCUACGGCCACAUCAUGACCCUGGCGUUUGCUUACACGGCCAUCGUCCCAGUCUUCUGGUUUACCCGCAUUGACCUUGGUGGCUGGGGAUUCACGCCUUUACAAAUCUCGCUGAUGAUGGGACUGAACGGUGCUGCGCAAGCAUGUUGGCUCUUGCUGGUCUUCCCUCCCCUACAGCACCGCAUCGGCACAAAGGGUGUGAUUCGUCUCUGCGCACUCGUCUACCCCUUCUUCUUCCUGACCUGUGUCGUCGGUAAUCUCCUCCUACGCGCCGGAACCGAAGCCUCGACCAAGGCCUUUUGGGUAUUGGCGCCGAUCAUGCUUGCCAUUGGCUGCGGCGUCAGUAUGAGUUUCACCGCAAUCCAGCUCUCGCUAAAUGAUGUGUCUCCUUCGCCGCAGGUUCUGGGACUUUUGAAUGCUAUGGCAUUGACGGGUGUGAGUACAUUAAGAGCGUUUUGUCCAGCGCUGUUUUCGAGUCUGUUUGCUGUGCAGCUGAACUUGCAAUUGGUGCAUGGGUAUGCUAUAUGGAUAUUUUUGGCCGUGCUGGCUUCUGGGUUGUCCGUAGCUGCAAAGUAUUUGCCCGAGCCCCCGGAGCGGAGAUGA
This is a messenger RNA of Penicillium diatomitis, 1563 nucleotides long. RefSeq names its product MFS transporter. NCBI's taxonomy places the organism in Eukaryota, Fungi, Ascomycota, Eurotiomycetes, Eurotiales, Aspergillaceae. The record is from RefSeq and is a predicted model, not a curated record. Gene Ontology annotation, biological process: transmembrane transport. The transcript has a single exon. Gene Ontology annotation, molecular function: transmembrane transporter activity. Bases 1 to 1563 code for a protein of 520 amino acids.